Maniola jurtina (meadow brown) is the source of this 4348-nucleotide messenger RNA. RefSeq names its product peptidyl-prolyl cis-trans isomerase G (gene Moca-cyp). Bases 180 to 3263 code for a protein of 1027 amino acids. Gene Ontology annotation, biological process: protein peptidyl-prolyl isomerization. The record is from RefSeq and is a predicted model, not a curated record. Gene Ontology annotation, cellular component: intracellular membrane-bounded organelle. NCBI's taxonomy places the organism in Eukaryota, Metazoa, Arthropoda, Insecta, Lepidoptera, Nymphalidae. The transcript is spliced from 19 exons. Gene Ontology annotation, molecular function: peptidyl-prolyl cis-trans isomerase activity.
UGACGAAUUUUUCCAAUUUCUUGUCAAUCGCAUCGUGAUUUGUGUGCUAAAACAUGUUUUUCCCAUGUAUUUCUAGAUGCUAAGUAAUUAUAAUUUGUAGGCAGAAAGCCUUUAAUUGCUUACAAAAGAGAUAACUAAAGUGUUUAAUUAAGUUUGGUGUGUGAUAACUUUUAACCAAAAUGACCGUGGACGGUGACGAGCAACCCCAGCGGGAUCGUGUGUUUAUGGAUAUUUCGAUCGGGGGCUUGCCCUCCGGCCGUAUAGUGUUUGAGCUGUUUAAUGAUGUAGCGCCGAAGACCGCGGAGAACUUUCGGGCGCUCUGCGCAGGGGAUAUGGGUGUUGGGAAGGUUACUGGCAAACCGUUAACCUAUAAGGGCAUGGUGUUUCAUAGAGUGGUUAAAGACUUUAUGAUUCAAGGAGGUGACUUUACCAAUGCAAAUGGAACAGGCGGGGAGUCUAUUUACGGAGGCACUUUUGAAGAUGAGACAUUUGAGCUGAAGCAUGAUAGGCCUUACUUGCUGUCCAUGGCUAACAGGGGCAAGGACACAAAUGGUUCCCAGUUCUUUAUUACAACACAGCCGGCGCCGCAUCUCGACAAUGUGCACUGCGUUUUCGGCACGGUGGUGGGCGGCGCGGCGCUGGUGCGGCAGCUGGAGGCGCUGCCGGUGGACCGCAACGCGCGACCGCUGCAGGACGUGACCGUCGCCAACUGCGGACAGCUCGUGCGACUCAAACAUGGUAAAAAACGCAAGCAGGAUAAGGCAAAGGAGAAAGAGAGUGGAGAAGAGUCAGACCAAUCUCAUAAGAAAGAGAAAAAGAAGAAAAAGGAUAAGAAGAAGAAACGCCAUCAUUCCGAGCGCUCAGCCGAUGAGGAAGUCCCGGAAGCGCCUUCUCACCCCCUCGUGACCACAUCCAAGAUUGAUCCUCGAGAAAUACCCGAAGUGCCCACCAAUAGGUUCCUGAUGAGAGGUGGGCGUGACCAGGACAAGGAUAGGAUGGACCCUAGGAGGGAUAGAGAAAGGAUGCGCUUCCGUGAACGCGAGCGUCACUCUUACACCCGCAGUGGAAGAAUCAUAAAAGGCCGUGGAGUGUUUCGUUACCGCACGCCGUCUCGCUCUCGCUCCCGCUCGCGCUCGGCCACGCCCCCUCACUGGCGUCAAGCGCAGAGACGCAUCGUCAAACUGGCUCAUUUGGAGAUGGAUCGAGAGCACCCCGAGCAAGAUAAUAUGUCCAAGGGCAGACAUGUUGAAAAACAACACAGCCGAGAGGGUGAAGAAGGCACUCCGGAAAGGCCGAGAGAAAAGGAGGAAGGCGAAUGUGAUACACCUAUAGAUACAUCGCGUCAUGAGAGAAUCGACUACAACGCGCUAGACUUCGAGGAAGACGUCGAUCAUGAUGCAGACGAUCGUGAGGCGCCUAACAAACGCAAGCCGGAUCGCCGGAGGGCGCCCCAGCAGUACUGGUCGGGAGGAGAACGCGCCGACAUGCUGGCGCGAGCUCUGGGCGUCAACCCCAAGCAGAGGGAAACUCUAAUCAGAGAUACUAGUAUCAGAAACCAGAGGGAUAUCAGAGAUGAUAGAGACUAUUAUGAACCCAAACGCCGCGAAGGCCUAGCUUCCACCGUCAGCCAUGUCGCGCCCAAGCUAUCCUCCGCUAUAACAACUGUGACUCACGAAGAAUCGAAGUUUGAACCGCCACAGAUGGACGACAAUCAGGGAUACGACCCUUUCAGCAUGUUGCGUAGUACUUUUACCAAGAAUAAGGAGAAGAUACUGUUAGGGCAACAAGCUCCUCAGGAAAGGCGCGAAAAGGAAAGACCAAGGGUGGAAGAAAGACGCGAUAGACACAGGGCUGAUAGGGAUCAUAGACCUUCCGAAAGGGAUGAUUUAAGUAAAAUCUUUGAAAAACCAGAUUUAACAAUACGCCAGUCGGAAAAAGAAGGCCGCGACCGCAAACAAUCAGAAAAUGAAGCUGACAAUAAAGAUCGCCAUAAAUAUUCUGAUAAACAAGAUCGCAGGGAUGAAGAUAUCAGAGGCAUAUCCAAAGACAGAAAUAACAAAAGACCAUCACAAGAAGAAGAAAAGAUAGAUGUAUUCAAAGAUAAGUCUGACAAACGCGAAAGACCGGAAAAAAUUGACGCUAGAAACGUCUCUAGAGAUAGAGAAGACAAUAGAGCUAAAAGUAUAAACGAGAAGCGAGAAAGGUCAAUUGAAACGGAAUCUAAACGCGAUAAAUCUAAAGAAACAGAUGGUAAUAGAGAUAAAUCGGGAGAAAGAGCUAAUAAGGGAGAUAAAUCGUCAAGACACAGGGAAGAGAGAUCAAAAGAUAGAUAUGACAAGAGGGAUCGGUCGCAAGAAAAAGAUAAACGUGAUAAAUCUCGCGAAAGAUCCAAAAGAAAUACUUCAAGAGACAUAGAUGAGAAAUUAGCAGAUAAGAGAGAACGAUCGAGAGAAAAGGAUGACAGACGUAGGUCAAGAGAAAGAGAUAGCAAAAGAGACAGAUCUCGUGAAAGAGAUAGUAAGAGGGAUAAAUCGCAUGAGGACAAGGGAGAUAGCAAGAGAGACGAAUCGUAUGAUGAUAAGCGAGAUAGCAAGAGAGACAAAUCUCGUGGAAGAGAUAGCAGGAGGGAUAAGUCUUAUGAUAGAGAUCGCAAGAGGGAUAGAUCUGGUGAAAGAGAUAGCAAGAGGGAUAAAUCGUAUGAUGAUAAGCGAGACAAGAGAGACAAAUCCCGUGAAAAUGAUAGCAAGAGGGACAAGUCUCGUGAAAGAGAUAGCAGGAGAGACAGGUCUCGUGAAAGAGAUGGCAAGAGGGACAAAUCGUAUGAGGAUAAGCGGGACAGUAAGAGGGAUAGGUCGAGUGAUAAGGACAGACAAAGGGAUCGUGAAGAUGGAAAAAGAGACGUGAAGACGCAUUCUUCAACUAAAGAAAGGUCCACUUCCCGUAAUCGUGAUCGAAAGAGUCAAGAAAACCCUGAAGAUGACGAUAAAAAGAAGGAGGAAGAAAGAAACGAGGCUCGCAAGGAAUUGAUGGAGAUUGUGCGUCUCAUCAAGUCCCGACAGAAACAGAGGGAGAACAAGGCUCCAGUAGAAGCAAAGAAGAAGCCUCGCUCGUCGAGCCGCGGCUCCUCCGGCUCUGGGGACGAGAAGUCUCGACGACGUCGCUCCUCUGAACGCGGCCGGCGAAGUCGCAGCAGGGGAACCCGGUCUCGCCGCUCACGCAGCCCUCGUUCGCGUCGCCAGCGGCGUUCGUCAUCAUCCAACUGAUCAAGACACCAUUACAACUAUUCAUAGCCAUACCGCUUGAGGAGCUGACCGACCAACAAAACGAUGUACAACCGUGUCAACAAGAGCUGGAACAUACCAUGUGUAACCAGAACGCUAGCAAAAACGAAGACAGGCGAUAGUACUGAUUAUUGCGGAUAAGAUACCAUAAAUAAAACUACGAAGAAAAGUUUUAAAAACCUGCAUUUUUAAAAAUUCACAAUAUAUUGCAAAUAAAACAUCUGACUGACGCUAGAACGUUACGUAAAUAGGCCACUCGGAGUCAAUGCCGCGUCGUAGGUGGGGCAUUGACCCGAUUUUUACACGCUAUACAUUGCGGGUUUGAAAAAUAAUGAAUCACUAAAACUACAAGAUAAGGCAAAUGGUCAUUGGCAUUGGAUUCUGUUUAGCUAGUAUAAUAAUAACUCUAAGUUUUUGCUAGUGUUCUGGUUACACCUUGCAUUAAAAUGUAGAUAACGGGUACAUACCACGUGACCACUUCCCGGACAAUAGGGAUGUUGACAACUAGUGAAAUCAGUAUCUUUUAUCAAACGUCAAAAUACGCUCUUAGUAUGCGAGCUUCUAUGAAAUACUGGCAUGUGACGUCACAAUGAUUUGAUGUUUUUUCUUUUAGUUUAAUCGAUUAUAUUCAAAGAAAUAAAGACGCGAAUACUCUAAAAUUUAGUAGGCAGUACAAUUAGUACCAAUGCAUAUAUAGCCCAUCUAUGUAAUUUUUCAACACCUUGCGGUAAUGUGCAAUGAGCAUUAAUAAAACCUCAUUUUCAGUGGAUUUAAAAUUAAGUGACUAUCAUACAUUAUUCGGUAACUUUUUAGCUAUUAGGUCUCAUACCUUAUUUCUUUACAAGAUAGAGAAGUAACAAAAGGUUCGCUCGACCCAACGCGUGAUAAUAGGCUAUACAUGGGCUUAGAUCUAUGGUGCAUAGUUUGACUUUGAUCAGACUUCACUUAAGGGGCAAGCGACGGGUCUGCCCGCGAAAUUCAAAUUUUAUUUGGUUUUUCGCAAUUUGUAAACUAAUACGUACAAAGUAGGCUUAUGGCAUUUUCAAUUGCGACAAUGGCAGUAUCAU